CCGAAGCCAGAAGCGCGGUAGCCUUUGCGCCCAGGCAGUGGGAAGGCCAGGGGCCGGCAGAGCUGGUCCAGCCCCAGGGGCCCAGUCACCUGAUGACGACCCAACGUCAGGAUCGUCAAGCACCGUCAGCACCUUCUCCCUCCCGGGUCCAGGCAGGCGGUGGCCACGGCGUCAUGGGGCGGAGUCGCCCCUGGGCCCUUUGUCUUUGGAGACGGAAUGCUUUACUUGCCCAGGAGAAGAUGAAGGAGAAAGAAAUGAAUGAUGGAUUCCAGAUCAGAGGGUGCCGGCCAGGGCAGCAGCUUUAUAAGCCAGAAGUGAUCACUCGGUUGGAACAAGAGGUGCGGUGGACACCAGAAAGCGGCAGCCAGCUGGAUGCUUUUCCAGACAGGGUGGACAGACCGGAAAUGAAAAAGACAACUCUCAAGCAGAACAUGUCCAAUGAAAACCAGUAAGGUCAUAAUGGAGAGACUAACAGGAGGCACCUUCUGGUACUCCCAUCUUAGGAGGACUCUGGGGUUUUAUCAGACUAACCACGGAAAGCAGCAGAAGCACUUGGAGCAAGUAUCCUUCACCCACCAAAAAAUUACACAGAGAAGCAUGCGGUGUAAUAAGUUUGAGAAAAACUAUAAUCUGAAUUCUAACCUUAUUAUGCAUCAGAGCAUCCCUCCGGUUAAAAGCCUUUCUACUGUGACACACAAGGAAAUAACAUCAAACAGCACUCAGAUUUAAUUUAUUAUCGAGGAAAUGACGUAAGAGAGGAUGCCUAUGGAUAUGAUGAAUGUGGGGAAAUCUUCCGUCAGCAUGCUUUUCUUACUGGCUGCAUUCUUCCCAGAGAGAAACAUGGUGAAUGAGGAAAGACCUUCAACCAAACUUCCACUCAUAACCAACCUCAGAUAGCCCUUGUGGGAGAAAAACCCAGUAAGUGUGACGAAUGCAGGAGAGGAUUCAGCCAGAGGAUACACCUCAUUCAACAUCGGAAGAUCCACACAGGGAAAACCUUUCAUUUGUAACGAAUGUGGGAAAACCUUCAUCCUUUACCCAGCACCUGAGAAUCCACAUGGGGGAGAAGCCCUGCAAAUGUAGUCAGUGUGGCAAAACUUUCAGCCACAUCACAUCGCUCACUGAGCAUCACAGACUUCACACUGGAGAGAGACCUUAUGAGUGCCGUGUCUGUGGAAAAGCUUUCAGCCAGCAAAUGCAUUGAACGCACGAAAGGACACACACGGGAGAGAAGCCCUAUCAGUGUAAUGAAUGUGAGAAAGCCUUCCGCCAGAGUGCUCACCUUAACCAGCACAGGAGAAUCCACAGCCGUGAGAAGUUAUGUGACUGUAAGUGUGAGAAAGCUUCCAAGUGAAGUCCUCCCCCUCAAAGCACAUAACUCAUGUUGGGGGGCAGGGGAUGAACUCACAGAUGUGGAAAAUUUUUCAACUGCUUCUUUCCAGUCACUAUCAAAGUAUUCAUGGGGGGGAAGAAAGCUUCCAAGUGAGCUUUUACUGCAGAGAAAUCAAAUUUGUAACUGAAGUUAGUACAUUAAAACAUUCCCAGGAGCUUUUAUAUAUAGUGAAUGUUAUUAAUUUUAUAAACAAAAAUAUAUUGGGCCAUAUUCUGAAUCUAAUGUAAAACCUAAAUAAGGGAAGUGUGAUGACAUGCCUUCAAUUCUAGCAAGACAGUUUGUUGUUAUUAUUGCUGUUUUCUUUGUAAUCCUAGCAUUUAG
Messenger RNA from Onychomys torridus (southern grasshopper mouse), 1714 nucleotides. RefSeq names its product zinc finger protein 713 (gene Znf713). The record is from RefSeq and is a predicted model, not a curated record. The transcript has 4 exons. Bases 93 to 452 code for a protein of 119 amino acids. NCBI's taxonomy places the organism in Eukaryota, Metazoa, Chordata, Mammalia, Rodentia, Cricetidae.